GUAUUUCGACGAAAUAAACAAUGAAUACAUGUAGAAGACGAUGUCGUACCAAUAUCGAAAUCAAGUAUAUAUUGGAACAGUGUUUCUAAUUCAUAAAGACUUUCUUGAAUACAUAAAAAAUGGAGAAAAUGAAAGUGUUUAAGGGAUGACAAAUCUCACCGGAAACGGAAAUAACACCAGUGGGGACAGAGUUAAAGAUUGCAUCAAUCAUGACGAUUUAAUUUUAAUCAUAUCAGCUGUGAUUUUGAUCUUUGGAGUUGUUGGAAAUAUUGUUACAUUUUUCAAAAUAGUGCUUAAUAAGAGUUUGCGUAGGCCAGUUCCGAUUUCAAUAGCAUGCCUCGCUGUUGCAGAUUUUUGGAGUUUAAGUUUGCAGUUUAUUCGGAUACCCCUAGCACAGUGUGACAACUUUCCUAACCUAAGCGUGAAACAGAAUCUUCUAAAUUGUACUCUAGCUGUUACCAAUUCUUCAGCCAUGCAUAUCAUUUUGAUGGCUGCCAUUCGUUACGGUCUAAUAGUUCAUCCAUUGCAGAUGAGAUGCCGUCUUACCUCUAGAAAAGUAAUCGUAUGUUCUUGUAUUUCUUGGGUCAUCAGCCUCGUUUUGGGAUUCAUCUACGGAAUUUACAACCGGAAGUACUACAGUCAGGAAGUAAAAGAGAAAACAGACGCUUUUGUUCAACUGUCAAUAGCCCUGUAUUUUCUGUUAGUUCCAAUAACGUUUUUCUUGAUUUUCUACAUCAUGGAAUUGCGGGCGAUGAAAAGGUCACUACAACUACGAAGAACAUUAAAAUCUAUCAAGUAUAUUUCAAGGAUGAUAACUGUGAUUUUAAUCCUCUAUGUCGUGUUUAUCUCCCCUUAUGUGAUAGCUGACAUAUUUCGUGUCUUGUAUUACAAUCGUAUAUUAGGUGUCAUAGAAAACAAUGAAAUUUAUGACAAUGUCAUACUUAGAAUUUAUUCUGUAGCACAGAUAAUAAUUCUCUUGAAUUACGCGGUUAAUCCUUUUAUUUAUUUCCUAUACCGUAGACUGCUCUUCCAGGUGAAAUCACUGUCCACUAGAAGCAAAAAAAUCAGGCGUCGUCAAAGAUAAAAGUUAUAGUAGUACAUCUGUCUGAAUAUAGUCUCCACUUUCACAGGAAGUACCAAGACUGAACUGAACCAUUUCCGUUUUUUUUUUUUUUUUUUUUUUUUUUUUAUUAAGGUUCAAUAAUACUUUGAUAAGAGAGAUUACAACAUGAAUGCCUAUAAUCCCUUUAUAAAUUCGAAUGUCUUUUUUGUCCAAUUUUGCCUGAUUGUGGUAAAUCAGAAGAUUUUAAGAAACAUUUCAUAUGAGUGAGCAAAGGUUUUUUUUUUUUUUAACUUUAAUUAAGACUGUAUUUGUUGUUGAAUCCUUCAAUUACAUAAUGUACAGGU
Messenger RNA from Saccostrea echinata, 1407 nucleotides. Its product is annotated as histamine H2 receptor-like. Gene Ontology annotation, molecular function: G protein-coupled receptor activity. Lineage: Eukaryota; Metazoa; Mollusca; Bivalvia; Ostreida; Ostreidae. Gene Ontology annotation, biological process: G protein-coupled receptor signaling pathway. The record is from RefSeq and is a predicted model, not a curated record. Gene Ontology annotation, cellular component: membrane. The transcript has a single exon. Bases 146 to 1084 code for a protein of 312 amino acids.